AUAGAACAUCUAUAAUUCUACAUAAUAGAAGUACAAAAGCGUAAUGGGAUGCCAAAACAUUGACGUCUUCAAUUUCUUCAUGAUCUCAACCCAACCCAAUCAAACCCACUGAAGUGAGUAAGCGCCACUGCUGAACAACAAAGAAAGAAAUAAGAAUUGGUAAUGGCGACGAAGCUGAGGCUCCCUAUGGUAGACCUUUCCUCACCUGAUCGUCUCUCCACCGCCAACUCUAUUCGUCAGGCAUGCGUUGAUUAUGGAUUCUUUUACCUCGUGAACCACGGCGUAGACGACCAGCUUCUGAGUUCAGCGUUUCAACAAAGCGCCAAGUUCUUCACGCUUCCAUUGAACUACAAAUUGAGCUUGUCACGCAAGGAAUACAGGGGUUACACUCCUCUCUACUCUGAGAACCUUGAUCCCUCUUCACAGUCCAAAGGUGACGCAAAAGAGAGCUAUUACAUUGGUAAUUUGGAAGAUAGCAGUAGUGUUAACCUGAAUCAAUGGCCUUCUCAAGAACUGUUACCAGAUUGGAGACCUACAAUGGAAUCCUUAAUAUGGAAAUUGUUGGAAGCUGGGAAAAAGCUGAUGUCUCUAAUUGCUCUGUCCCUAAAUCUGGAUGAUGAUUUUUUUGAGAAGACAGCCUUAAACAAACCAGCAGCUUUUCUUCGCCUUUUGCAUUAUCCAGGUGAAUUGGGAUCAUAUGAAGAGUUAUGUGGUGCCUCUGCUCAUUCAGAUUAUGGCAUGAUCACUCUCUUGGUGACCGACGGUGUUCCGGGACUGCAGAUCUGUAAGGAGAAGUUCAAGCAACCUCGAGUCUGGGAGGAUGUGUCUCAUGUAGAAGGGGCCUUUAUUGUGAACAUUGGGGACUUGAUGGAGAGGUGGACAAAUUGUAUAUACCGGUCAACACUUCACAGAGUCAUUCCAACCGGAAAGGAGCGUUAUUCGAUGGCAUUCUUCUUGGACCCACCCUCAGAUUGUGUGGUUGAAUGCUUUGAAAGUUGCUGCAGUGAAUCAUCUCCCCCAAGAUUCCCUCCAAUUCGUAGUGGGGACUAUUGA
Molecule: messenger RNA, 1053 nt
Organism: Arachis duranensis
Lineage: Eukaryota; Viridiplantae; Streptophyta; Magnoliopsida; Fabales; Fabaceae
Product: 2-oxoglutarate-Fe(II) type oxidoreductase hxnY
Exons: 11
Coding region: 163-1053 (296 amino acids)
Source: RefSeq, a predicted model, not a curated record